Molecule: messenger RNA, 3304 nt
Organism: Gryllus bimaculatus (two-spotted cricket)
Lineage: Eukaryota; Metazoa; Arthropoda; Insecta; Orthoptera; Gryllidae
Source: the annotation of a GenBank genome assembly
AAAAAGGGAAGUGGUGACAUGGAAGAAAAAAAUAAAAAAAAUAAAAUAAAAUAAAAAAAGUUCAUGUCAGUAUUUUAUGUGAUCGUAGUUUACUGCAACCAACUUAGUAAAUAAUUCUGAAAAGUCACAAAUCAAGUAAUACAAAUCUGAAAAUGUACCUAAAUUAUUUUACAUGAAAAAUAAAUUUGAAUUUAUGUGUAUCUAUAAGAAAUUUGCAUUUAAUCACAAUCUGAAACCUUUAAAAUGUUCAUUUCUGUGGAUGAUUUUGUUUUGUCGUAUGUAAAAUCCGCGUGGAUUUGAAAUGCGAGCGUCUUGUUAUGAAAUUUGGGGAGGGGAAAUCCUUCCGAGCCUUGAAGAUUGAGGAAGGAAAAACGCAACCUGCGUGCAAUAUUUCUACGAAACAUGGGGAUCCGUGUGGCAGAAGGACGCCUGGAUCCCCGUGACGUUGGCCACCCACACAGUUGCAAACCAACAAACAUAAUCUGCACCAUCAUCACCACUCCCCUCCUUCUCCACUAUUGCUCACAGUUCUCCUACCGCAUACCCACCCGCUGCUUUUUUCAUCACUCUCCCUCUAUCCUCCCGUUGUCCACCCGCUGUCCUGCUGUCUUCCUGUUGUCUUCCCGUUGUUCUCUCUUUGUCCACUCGCUGUCCUCCCGUCGUCCUCUCGCCGACGAAUUCACGUGCACCCCGGCACUCCUCCACCAUCGCCACUUUCUCAGUGCGCACAAUUUGCAUGUCCACCGCCUGUGGUGGCGCCCCCACCGCAAGCAGUGGCGGGGAGACCCUCGCAGGAAGCGGAGCUGUCGCUGCGGCCGCGCGGGGCGUUGCGCCGCUGCAUUAGCCGGAAUCCCGCCACUCGGAUUGAAUCGACCUCGCGCGGUGCGCGCGCGCGCGAGGGGGCUUCCGUCGCGCGCCCGCGGGGGCGGGGGGCGGGGAGGGGCGCGCCGCGCUACAAAGCCCCGGCAGCGCUCGCUCGCGUGCACAUUUGCGCUUGCCAGCGAUCGGCAUUCGGACGCUCUGCCCCGCACGAGCGCGCCCCGCAGCGGCCCACCGGAGCGCACAGCGGCGCAGCCACCACGCACGCCAGCCACCGCCUCACGGAGCGCGCUUCCAAAGUUGUAACGAGCGCCGCUGAACCAAGUUCGCCGCAGGGAACGCGGAGAAGAGUCGGGCCGGUGUAUCGGAGAAAUCUUAAUAGAAACCACGAGUAGUUUCGAAGAGCAACAUCGAUUCGAUUAGGGAGUCGAUCGCCGAGGAGUUGUUGGCUGAUUCCGAAAGUUUCCAGCAGAUCCGGAGAUAAGCGUCGGAGCGCAUUGAUUGAAGACGCCUUCGCCGCUGGCAAACAGAGCCGUUCCAUCUGCCGCUUCCGAAAGGAAAUCGCCGAAUCGCGUUCAGCCAAAUCGGCGCGGCGCGCAGGUUCGCGAGGAGUCGGCUCCGUCGCUAUCUUAUCAGGCGCCAGCCACCAGGACGUCGAUCGCGAGGGGCCGUACGGUCGAGAAGGCGCACGGCGGCGGUGACGACGACAACGGCAGCGGCAGAGGGCGGCGACAAGGCGGCGCUGCGUGCUCGCGGUCAUGGUGCUGGCGGCGAUCCCCACGCUGCAGGUGACGCUGGGCGUCGCCAUAUUUGUCUUCCACGUGCGCAGGUACUCCACUGCCCGUCCACCCGUCAGCCUACCGGCGUUCCUUUCUGCUGGAAAGAGCUCACGGCGUUCUCGUACGGAGUGAAAUAGUGAUGCAGCAGAUUUCGUUUCGCAAUUGAUCUCGUCUAUUUAUUAUGAAAUUAAAGUGGAAUUUUGCUGUAAACACAUAAUUGUUCAUCCUCUUUUAGUUCACUCUGUAUAUAGGGUUGUUUGGAGUAACUCCAGGUGUUCUGUUCGUGAGUGUGUUAUGAUCCACGAUGACUGUUUUUGGUUUCUCUUUUUUGUCUCGCUGUAAAUUACAAUUACAAGUUGGCGAAAUUCUUCUUCAGAAUCGUGAUUGCAAGAGUUAAUUGCAAUCGGUGUAAUAAAAGAAACCUUUAUGUGCAAUACAAAAUAACAUAAUUCUAUUUAUAUCUACCUGUGGUGAAAUGGAGAAAUGAAAACUUUAAUGAUACUCCGUCGAACUCCACUACCGACAUCGCCAAUACAAGCUUGUGGAACCGUGUCUUGUGAUUAAUGUAACAAUUCAACCUCCCAGGAACGCUUACUGUCGAGGAAGUGUACAAAGAUCGCGACCAAUUCGCCGCUUUGGUGCGGGAGGUGGCAGCGCCCGACGUUGGACGUAUGGGGAUUGAGAUCCUGUCGUUCACGAUCAAGGACGUGUACGACGAGGUGCAGUACCUGGCGUCGCUGGGCAAGGCGCAGACGGCGGCGGUGAAGCGCGACGCGGACAUCGGCGUAGCUCAGGCCAACCGCGACGCAGGCAUCAGGGAAGCGGAAUGCGAGAAAACCGCCAUGGAUGUGAAGUACACAACCGACACGAAAAUCGAAGAUAAUGCUCGAAUGUUCAAAUUGCAGAAAGCGAACUUCGACAGAGAAGUGAAUACUGCCAAGGCGGAGGCGCAGCUGGCGUACGAGCUGCAGGCGGCCAAGAUCCGGCAGAAGAUCCGCAACGAAGAGAUCCAGAUCGAGGUGGUGGAGCGGCGCAAGCAGAUCGAAGUGGAGUCGCAGGAGGUGGAGCGCAAGGAGCGCGAGCUCAACGCCACCGUGCGCCUGCCGGCGGAGGCUGAGAGCUACAAGGUGCAGGCCAUCGCCGAGGGCAAGCGAACCCAGACUGUGGAGGUUGCUCGAGCAGAAGCAGAACGCAUCAAAAAAAUAGGAUCUGCAGAAGCAUAUGCAAUUGAAGGUGUUGGGAAAGCUGAAGCUGAACGUAUGCGUAUGAAAGCAGCAGUUUACAAACAAUACGGGGAGGCUGCUAUCAUGUCUCUGGUUUUGGAAGCACUACCAAAGAUUGCUGCUGAAGUUUCUGCUCCCUUAGCAAAGACCGAAGAGAUUGUACUGCUAGGUGGAGAGGAUCGAGGAACUGCUGAAGUGACUCGAUUGGUUAGCCAGGUGCCUCCUGCUGUCCAGGCCCUCACUGGCGUUGACCUUUCUAAGGUGGUAGUAGGCUACGUAAUUCCAUACAUCAUUGCAAGAUCAGUUCUCUUCAAUGCUAGUGAUUUGCACAUAACUGCUAUUACUUGUAUUGCAAUUUCUAAAAUUCAGAUAUUUCUUUUUAAUGAUUCUUUCAACACCAAAAUGACUCAUAAUAAUGCUUUGUCUGCAAAGAAUUUCGUUAUAAAUCUUUUUGGAUUUUCACUUGUCAUAAAUAAUCUGUAA